UUUAGGGUUUUUUUUUUUUAAGUUUUUCCCCGUGUCUCCCCAGCUUUUCCCACCAGAAAAAAUUUCCAACCGCGAUUCGACUUCAUCUUCGUAGGGUUUUACUGACGCCGGUUUUCACAGUGUUUUGGGGGGGGGGGUUUACGGCUAGUUUUUGUAUAAGCGUCUCUUAGGCUUUGAACUCAGUUGGUGAAGCCUCGGAAAUAAGAGAUUGGAUCUUCAGGGGGUAAAAAGAGUGAAGAAGGCUGCUCAGGGUUCAAAAGAAGACACUUUCGAGGAUGAUUGCAGAGAAACCUAGUUGGGUUAGGCAUGAGGGCAUGCAAAUUUUCUCCAUUGAUGUACAACCUGGUGGGCUUCGGUUCGCUACUGGCGGUGGCGACCACAAGGUUCGCAUAUGGAACAUGAAAUCUGUUAGUAGGGAUAUGACAAAUGAUGAGUCGUCCCAGAGACUUCUUGCUACCCUGCGAGAUCACUUUGGAUCAGUCAACUGUGUCAGAUGGGCUAAGCAUGGAAGGUAUGUUGCAUCAGGGUCUGAUGAUCAGGCGAUAUUAGUGCAUGAGAGAAAGCCUGGUUCAGGAACCACUGAGUUUGGUAGUGGAGAGCCCCCAGAUAUUGAAAACUGGAAAGUUGCAUUGACUUUGAGAGGGCAUACUGCAGACGUGGUGGAUCUUAAUUGGUCUCCUGAUGACUCCACAUUGGGCAGUGCUAGUUUGGACAAUACCAUCCAUAUCUGGAAUAUGAGCAAUGGGAUCUGCACUGCUGUUCUCAGGGGACACUCUAGCCUGGUUAAGGGUGUUGCUUGGGAUCCCAUUGGAUCUUUCAUAGCAAGUCAAUCAGAUGAUAAAACUGUCAUUAUUUGGCGAACCAGUGAUUGGAGUCUUGCUCACAGGACGGAUGGUCACUGGACAAAAUCACUUGGGUCUACCUUUUUUAGGCGGCUUGGAUGGUCUCCCUGUGGUCAUUUUAUUACUACCACUCAUGGGUUCCAGAAGCCAAGGCACUCUGCUCCUGUCCUAGAGAGAGGGGAAUGGUCUGCAACAUUUGACUUCUUAGGGCACAAUGCUCCAGUGAUUGUGGUGAAGUUUAACCAUUCGAUGUUCAGGAGGAAUUCUUCUAAUGCGCAGGAAGUGAAGGCUGUACCUGUCGGGUGGAGUAAUGGUGCUUCCAAGACCGUAAGCAAAGAGCCACAGCCUUACAAUGUUAUUGCUAUCGGAAGUCAGGAUCGUACUAUAACAGUAUGGACUACUGCGAGUCCUCGGCCCCUCUUUGUGGCCAAGCAUUUUUUCACUCAAAGUGUUGUUGAUUUAUCCUGGAGCCCUGAUGGAUAUUCACUUUUUGCAUGUUCCUUGGAUGGAUCUGUUGCUACAUUUCAUUUUGAGGUCAAAGAACUUGGCCAGAGACUAAGUGAUGAUGAGCUAGACGAAUUGAAGAAAAAUCGUUACGGUGAUGUGAGGGGUCGUCAAGCAACCUUAGCAGAAAGUCCAGCACAGUUAUUACUUGAAGCAACUUCUCUGAAGCAAGCACCUAGCAAAAAAGUCACUUCUGAUGUCCAGCAAAACCAGACUAUUACUAAAGCUUAUGUUGAUGAAAGGGCUGCUAUAAAAAUUUCUGAGCCUCAAGUUGACAUUAAAAAGAGUGGGGGCCCUGUUGGUGAUGGGAUAAACAAAGUUGCAACCUCUGGCCGAAUUUCUAGUCCUGUCAAGCAAAGAGAAUAUAGACGUCCUGAUGGCAGGAAAAGAAUUAUUCCAGAAGCAGUUGGGGUGCCUUCUCAGCAGGAAAACAUAUCUGGCACAGUUCAGUCUCAAUCACUUGAUUUUCCUCUAAUGUCAUCUAACAAUGGAGUUGUUUCUACUGAUGAUGGUGCAAGAGCAAAUAAUUUAGGAGGACAACUUGUCAGAAGUUCUGAUGUUAAGGAGCGUUCUGGAAUUACUGCUAGGGCAACAAUUUCUGAGAGCUUAGUGAUUGAGAAGGUUCCACCACCUGCUGGCAGAGAUGGAAGCAUUGAUGUUGAGCAGUUGGGAAAUGUGAUGAGUUCUAGUUCUUUAGCUGCUUGUAGUGCUACGCUUUCUCUAAGGGUGUUUGACAAGAAAGGUGGGGAAGAUAAUGCACCUAUUUGUUUAGAAGCAUGCCCAAGAGAACAUGCUGUAAAUGACAUUAUGGGGAUGGGAAACACAUCCACGAUGAGGGAAACAGAAAUUGCUUGCACGAGGGGGUCCCAGACACUUUGGUCUGAUAGGAUAUCAGGAAAAGUCACCGUUUUAGCAGGAAACGCAAAUUUCUGGGCAGUUGGUUGUGAAGAUGGAUGUCUGCAGAUUUACACAAAGUGUGGGAGACGAGCAAUGCCUACCAUGAUGAUGGGAUCUGCAGCAACAUUUAUAGACUGUGAUGAGUGCUGGAAAUUGUUGUUGGUUACAAGAAAAGGAUCCCUUUAUUUAUGGGAUUUAUUCAAUCGUCAGUGCCUCCUGCAGGAUUCAUUGGCUUCUCUCGUUUCUCCUAGUCUUAGCUCAUCUAGUAAAGACGCAGGUACUAUUAAAGUUAUAUCUGCAAAGUUGUCAAAAUCUGGUUCUCCUCUUGUUGUUCUGGCCACUCGCCAUGCUUUCCUGUUUGACAUGGGUCUCAAGUGUUGGCUAAGGGUUGCAGAUGACUGCUUUCCUGCAUCUAAUUUUGCCAGCUCCUGGAGUUUGGGUUCAAUUCAAAGUGGUGAGCUAGCAGCUUUGCAAGUUGAUGUUAGGAAAUAUCUGGCUCGAAAGCCAGGUUGGACCAGAGUGACUGACGAUGGAGUGCAGACACGUGCUCAUUUGGAAGCGCAGCUGGCUUCUUCUUUGGCUUUAGGAUCCCCUAAUGAAUAUCGCCAGUGCCUGUUGUCAUAUGUGCGCUUUCUAGCAAGAGAAGCAGAUGAAUCUCGAUUGCGAGAAGUAUGUGAGAGCUUUCUUGGACCUCCAACUGGUAUGGGUGAGGAAUCAUCUUCAGGUGCAAAAAACUUAGCAUGGGAUCCUUUUGUACUGGGAAUGAAGAAACACAAACUCCUCAGGGAAGAUAUUCUUCCAUCUAUGGCCUCUAACAGGAAAGUCCAGAGACUGCUCAAUGAAUUCAUGGAUCUUUUAUCUGAAUAUGAAAUUACUGAAGUUAAUCAAGACCAAAGAAAUUCUGUGAUGCUGAAGUCAUCUUCUCAGGCAACAAACCAACGAGAAUGUGGCUUGAAAUCAACUGUUCAAAUGGACAGCAGUCAACCAAAAGUAGAUCGAAAGGAUUCUGUUGCAGCCAUUGACCUCAAUGAAAGUACGAUGAUUGGUAAAGAUCAAAGAAACGCUGAUCUGUUGCCUGCUGAUGAAAUUUGUCCAGAUUCCCCCAUGACUGAUCCAGGUAGACGGGAUGGGCAAGCAAAAGAAUCAGAUUCUUGACCUUGCAUCCCAGUAAUGUCUGACAUUAGAGGAGGAUCAACAUGGAAUGUGAAAGUGUCAUGGAUGAAUCAUUGAUGAUUCAAGCCCCCCGCGUACAUGAUACUUCAGGUAUUCCACCCUAAUACCCCAAUGGAAUGGGUGGUUGAAACAUGGAGCUCUCGCCUGAAGAUGAUCUCACUAACAAAACACUUGUGUAGUUGCAAAAAUUAAACUUAGUCAGAUCCUUAGUUUCUCCUUUGAACUUGGAGCUUGACUUCGUGUACAAUGUCAAGCAAUGUGAUUACUUCAAAGUUAUCUCACCUCUCACUGGAUGCUGUAAAAUCCAAAAUAUACUGUUAAUUUCGUUUACAACUGUGGAAUAUCCAUUUCUGUAUAAUAGGUCUUGCCUGGUAAGUUUGUUGGCCCUUUUUGAUUUGAA
This is a messenger RNA of Neltuma alba, 3816 nucleotides long. RefSeq names its product protein HIRA. Gene Ontology annotation, cellular component: HIR complex; chromatin; nucleus. Gene Ontology annotation, biological process: regulation of DNA-templated transcription; chromatin remodeling; DNA-templated transcription. NCBI's taxonomy places the organism in Eukaryota, Viridiplantae, Streptophyta, Magnoliopsida, Fabales, Fabaceae. The transcript is spliced from 10 exons. The coding region runs from base 276 to 3398 and encodes 1040 amino acids. Gene Ontology annotation, molecular function: nucleosome binding; protein binding. The record is from RefSeq and is a predicted model, not a curated record.